Molecule: messenger RNA, 4559 nt
Organism: Lingula anatina
Lineage: Eukaryota; Metazoa; Brachiopoda; Lingulata; Lingulida; Lingulidae
Product: cyclin-G-associated kinase
Biological process (GO): regulation of clathrin-dependent endocytosis; positive regulation of Notch signaling pathway; protein phosphorylation
Cellular component (GO): cytoplasm
Molecular function (GO): AP-2 adaptor complex binding; ATP binding; protein serine/threonine kinase activity
Source: RefSeq, a predicted model, not a curated record
UCACACUUCCACCUGCUGAAUGAUGGAUCGAUUUGGACAAAUUUUGUGAGAUAAACAUGGCAGAUUUUUUUAAAUCGGCCCUUGGAUAUUUUAGUCCAGGGAGUGGCCGAACCGAAAAUGAUUUUGUUGGACAAUAUGUAGAACUUGGUGACCUUAAAUUAAGAGUGAAGCGAGUCAUAGCGGAAGGUGGUUUUGCUUUUGUGUAUGUAGCACAAGAUGUUGCAUCUGGAAGAGAAUAUGCCUUGAAGAGGCUUCUCUCCAGUGAGGAAGAAAACAGUAAAGCGAUUUAUCAAGAAAUCUGCUUUCUUAAAAAGUUGUCUGGGCAUCCCAAUAUCCUUGAGUUUGUCUCAGCGGCAUCAAUUGGCAAAGAGGAGUCGGACACUGGAAUGAGUGAAUUUCUUAUCCUAACUGAGCUCUGCACAGGUGGUCAAAUGGUGGACAUUAUGAAUGCUGUGGGAGAGUUGUCCUGUGACCAGGUGUUACAGGUGUUCUAUCAGACAUGCCGAGCUGUGCAACACAUGCACAAGCAACAGCAGCCUGUCGUACACAGGGAUUUAAAGGUGGAGAAUCUAUUGCUUAGUUCUAAGGGAUCCAUUAAACUGUGUGAUUUUGGAAGUGCUACUACAAAGAUGCAUUACCCAGACCAUUCUUGGACAGCAAUUAAAAGAAGCUUAGUAGAGGAUGAGAUUGCGAAGCAUACAACUCCUAUGUAUCGCACACCAGAAAUGCUUGAUCUCUAUCAGAACUUCCCAAUAACAGAGAAGGCCGAUAUAUGGGCACUGGGCUGCGUGUUGUUUAUGUUGUGCUUCCGGGAACAUCCCUUUGAGGAUUCUGCCAAGCUAAGGAUAAUCAAUGGAAAAUAUAACAUUCCAGCCACAGACUCAAAGUACAAAGUAUUCCAUGGUCUUAUACGCUCCAUGCUUAAGAUAGAUCCCAGGGAGAGGCCAGCUGUUGGAGAGGUGAUAGAAAGGCUGCAGGAGAUAGCUGUUGCCAGAGGGGUUGACCUCAAGGUUCCCUUGAAUUUUGGAAUUCCACAGAACAGAGCUAGUGCCCCAGGCACACCAGAGAGGAGGCCCCCACCCCAGCAGUAUCAGCCCUAUCCCCAGGGGGGGCAGUCCUCCACCAGCAACCUUAUUAGCUCACUUAAAGGAGGCGCUGGAAGCCUGAUGAAAAAUAUCAAAGAUGCCUCCUCUAAAGUUAUGGAGACUGUUCAAGCCACUAUGAACAAAGGGGACCUAGAUAUAGCUUACAUUACAUCGCGGUUGAUAGUCAUGUCCUAUCCAGCAGAAGGGGUAGAGUCUGCUAUCAAAAAUCACAUCGAUGAUGUCAGGAAUUACCUUGAAGACAGGCAUCCUGAUUCUUAUGCAGUGUACAAUUUGUCUCAAAGAAGUUACAAAUCAGUGAAAUUUCAAAACAGAGUCUCUGAAUGUGGUUGGCCAGCUAAAAAAGCACCAUCAUUGCAAGCGUUAUUUGCCAUCUGUAAGAACAUGCACCUUUGGUUGCGUCAGAAUCCAAAGAAUGUGUGUGUGGUCCACUGCACGGAUGGCAAAGCUAAUUCUGCUACAGUCAUAGGGGCUUUCCUUGUGUUCUGUAGACUGUUUGACAAUGUUGCCUCCACUAUCCACUUGUUCACAGUAAGAAGAUGUGCCCCGGCAAUGCAGCCCUCUCAGAAGAGGUAUAUUGAUUAUAUGUGUCACAUGAUGAAUGAAGAGCCUGUCAUGCCCCAUAGCAAACCACUGAUGUUGUCUAGUUUGACCAUGGUCCCUAUUCCAUUAUUUAAUAAGACAAAGUCUGGUUGUAGACCUUUUGUGGAGGUCUAUGUUGGUGAAGAAAGAGUUUUAUCCACAUCACAGGAAUAUGAUAGAAUGAGGGGGUAUGAUGUCUCUGACAGUAAGGUUGUUAUUCCACUGAAUGUGUCAGUAUGUGGAGAUGUAACCAUUGUGGCCUACCAUGCCAGGUCUACCUUUGGGGGGAAAGUGCAAGGAAAGAUAACAUCUUUCAAGAUGUUUCAAGUUCAAUUCCAUACGGGAUAUCUGAAGUCAGAUCAAAAAGACAUCAAGUUUUCCAAGUAUGACUUGGAUCAGACAGAAGACCCAGAGAAGUACCCAGAGCUGUUCAAUGUGGUGCUGUCACUCGCUGUGGCCCCAAAAGAUCGUGUGCGGAGACCUGGAGAGAAACCACCCAUAUGGGAGUCAGCCAAUACAAAGGAGAUGAAACCUAGAAUCCUCUUUUCAAAUAAGGAAGAAUUCCAAAGAGUGUGUGCAGAAUUUGGAGUUAAGCAGAAGAAAAGCAUGAGUCGGUCUGAGAGUACAACUUCAGAGGAGGAGGUAACAACCCCACCACCAUCUAAAGACCAAAAUGACUUCUUCAGUCAGGCCAAUGCCCAAAAGGGCAUGCAAGGAGGGACAAAAGUUGGCAAGUCCAGUUUCUUUGACACCAUUGAAUGGCAGGAUGAUGUUCCCAGUGACAAUGUGAGAAACAGGCGUGUGAGUGAUGAUUUUGCUGAUUUUACCAAUGAAAGACAUGGUCAGCAAGAGGAGAACAAGAGCUACUUGCAGAGAGAGGAGGGAGCAGGUCUUCUUGGAGAUGUGAGCGGUGAGGAAGACGAGGUAAGUCAUGUGCCUCCUCCAAGACCUCCACCUCCCCAUGUUACCCGGACAACUGCAGAUAACAAGCCUGCAGAGCCCCAGGUGGAUCUACUGAAUAUGGGAAGUGCACAGACCACUUCUAAUGACAUAAAUUUGUUUGACAUUGGUCACACUGAAACGGAAGCCUCUAACUUUGACCUCCUAAGUGGAUCAGCUUCAUACGGUGGCAGUGAGAAAAGCAACACUACAGCAGAUUUGUUGGGUGGUCAAGACACAUUUGACCCCUUUCAAGAUGCUGCCCCAGCAUCUUCCUCAGCCUCGUCAUUUCAACAACCAUUUUCCAAUCAGAACACAUUUCAAAACACAAAACAAGGACAGAAUGAUACAGACUUUGCCAAUCAUUUUGAUGCAUUUGAUCCCUUCCAUGGAUCUCAGUCAGGGAAUGAUGAUUUCAUAGGGUUCACGGGAAGCAGUGGAGGCAAGACAACAACAGCAAGUGGUACAGCACAAGAUGGUCCCGAUUUGAUGGGGAGUUGGGAUCCAACUGCCACCUCUUUGCCCAGGAAUGGGAGUGCCACCAACAUGGGGGGAAUGGGGGGCGGCUGGAAUGCCAACCCAGGUGCCAAUUUGAUGGGUGGUGGAAAUAAUGGCACUGCUGCCCACCAGAGUAGUGGGUCCCACCUUGGGGCACACCUUGGGCCGCACCUUGGGAUGGGAAUGCACCGCAAUAGCAGCUUCCCUGGAAUGGGGUUCCAAACCACAAGUGGCAGCACCACAACUGCUGAAGGGAUGGGCAUGCAGAGAAACAGCAGCUCACAAAACAUCAGAGGACAUGUUGAUGCCAAACCAGCUGAUCCCUUUGCAAAUUUAGGUAACUUUGGCAGCCUUGGUGUACAAGGUAUGAAGGGCAGUCAGAGUUUCAGUGCAAUGCCUAAUGUGCCAACUGCUGGACAGUCACAACAAAAAAUGCAAGGAGCAGGAGGAUCAUGGCAGUCCCCAACAAAAAAACAGUCUCAGCCUCUGCAACAACAACAACAACAACAACAACAAAAGAAGCCCCAGGCUGCCAAACCCAACUAUAAUGUUGGAGGGUUCUCCAGUGUGGUGGGAGGGAGAGAGGACAGGGGACCCAGAAAACCUUUUGGUUAUGAAAAACCACAGAUGACCAAAAAUACAUUUGAAGACCUGCUGGGAACUCACGGGUUUUCAGCAUCCUCUAGUAAAAAUGAGCCUAAGACGAUCAAAGAAAUGAGAAAAGAUGUGCAAGCCCAGAUAAUGGAUCCUGAGAUGCUAAAGGUCAAGGAGUGGGUAGAAGGUAAAGAACGCAAUAUCCGCGCCCUUCUUGGCUCUAUGAACUCUGUACUUUGGGAAGGUGAAAACAGGUGGAAAGAUGUUGGCAUGCAUGACUUGGUGACACCAGAACAAGUGAAGAAAGCAUACAGGAAAGCAGUCUUAGUUAUACAUCCUGAUAAACUCACUGGAACUCCUCAGGAAAACCUGGCAAAAUUGAUAUUCAUGGAGUUAAAUGAUGCAUGGACUGAGUUUGAAAAUUCAGGAAUGCAGUCACUCUACUAACCCAUCUUGCCAGGCAGUAAGCAUAGGAAGAUUUCAAUGUGGAACCAGUGAAACUGUAUAGUUCUUUUACUUUUAAAGCACUGUCAAUAAAAACAAAUAAAUGAGAAAAAUACUGUAAUGCAUACCGUGUCACAGCAGAUUUUACUGAUUAUCAAAUAUAACAGCAUAAACUAUGGGACACUGUUAUUAUUUUACUUUUUAAGAUAAAUAUGUCACCAGAUGAAAUCCCAAAGAGUGUACAAUUAAGUAAAGAAAAAAAUGUUUAAUGCUGCAUAUAAAUCCAGGUAUUAUUAUUAGAUAUAUACAUAUACAUGUGAUAUAUAAUUAUACAUCUUGAAUAAGGGGAAUAAGUUGGUGUUGACUUAUAAAUUAGUUAUGCAGUGCAAAAAAAUUAAU